Molecule: messenger RNA, 3030 nt
Organism: Capsicum annuum
Lineage: Eukaryota; Viridiplantae; Streptophyta; Magnoliopsida; Solanales; Solanaceae
Product: receptor-like protein EIX2
Exons: 1
Coding region: 1-3030 (1009 amino acids)
Molecular function (GO): protein binding
Source: RefSeq, a predicted model, not a curated record
AUGGCAUGUUGCAAAAGUUUAGUUGCUCUACUUGUUUUACUUCUUCAAUCAUUUACUCCACCUGUUCUAACUGAAGCCACUAAAACUACAUCUUUACCUUUGGCAAACACUACUCGAGACAAAGUGAGAUGUGUUAAGCGUGAGAGGAAUGCCCUAUUAACAUUCAAGCAAAGUCUAACAGAUCCCUCGGGCCGACUGGCUUCUUGGGUUGGCUCUGAGUGUUGUAUCUGGAAAGGUGUUUAUUGUGACAUCCAAACUGGUAAUGUCAUCAGGCUUGAUCUCAACGAUAGAUCAGACAAUUGCUAUUGGAAGAAAAUGGACUCCUUGACUACAGGCAACUCAUCAUGCUUGGGUGGCAACAUAAGUCCUGCUUUACUCGAAUUGCAUUACUUGGAGUAUUUAGACCUUGGUGGCAAUGACUUCAAAGGACUUGCCACUCCCACUUUCUUGGGUUCUCUUGAAAACUUACGAUAUCUUAACCUCACCCUUUCAUCUCUUAUUGGUGUUCCUCCUUCCCUUGGAAAUCUAUCAAAUUUGGAGUAUCUAAGCCUCCAUGCGUAUGCUUAUCCUUAUGAUACUGUUGAAAGGGGUUGGGUCAAAGAUCUGAGUUGGGUUUCCAGUCUAUCUUCUUUGAGGUAUCUUCAUCUUUCUCAUGUGAACCUUUCUUUGGCGAAACACUGGCUCGAGUCUUUUAAUAAGCUGCAGUCAUUAGAGAUUCUGGAUUCACAAAACAGUAGUCUUCGCUAUCUCCCUUACUCCUUACCCAAGUGGAAUAUGACUUCCCUUUCUUAUCUCUACCUUUCGGGCAAUAACUUUGAUAAUCCUGUGUUGCCUAAAUGGUUUUCCAAUGCCACCACUAUUGAGGAGCUUGAUAUUGGAUACAACAAUAUUAAAGGCCCAAUAUCAAGUAUCGAAUGGGGUAAACUCUGUAAUCUGCGGGAGUUGAGGAUAAUGCAUAACAAAAUAAAUGGAGACAUAAGUCAAGUGAUAGAAGGGUUGUCCAGCUGCAGCAACAAAACCAUAGAAGUCUUAGGUCUACGCAGUAACGAGAUGACAGGGGAAUUGCCAAACUCAUUAGGAAAUUUGAAGAAAUUAAGGAUCUUUAGUAUUUGUAUGAACAUGAUUACUGGCACGAUUCCAACAACUAUUGAGCAUCUAUCAGGUUUACAAACGUUGGACUUGGGAGAGAAUCAAUUAAAGGGGGACUUACCUGAGAGUAUUUUUAGUUUUUCUGACUUAAUCGAGUUGCGCAUCUCAACAAAUGCUUUAGAAGGCAAUCUUUCAGAAAAUCACUUUGCAAGACUCCAUCAACUGAAAGUGUUAACCUUGUCAUGUUUAGGAAAUUUUGUGGUCAACUUGAGUAGUGAAUGGAUUCCUCCAUUUAGCCUCAUACAUGUCGAGCUUAGAGCAUGUGGUUUAGGACCCAAGUUCCCGUCAUGGCUGGAAACUCAAAAGCAACUUCGGAUCGUUAUUCUCUCCAAUAGUUCCAUUUCAGAUCCUAUACCUCCUUGGCUUUGGGUGAUGUGUUCACAAUUGCAUUGGCUCGAUCUAUCAGGUAAUCAAAUUGGUGGAACUCUUCCGAGGCUAGUAAAUUUUCCAACGUCCUUUGACAGCACAGUGGAAUUCUUUGUUAGUUACAGAUAUGGUGUCGUGGUGGACCUAAGUUCCAAUCGCUUCCAUGGUUUGUUACCUCUUUGGCCAAACGUGACACAUUUGAAUCUUGCUAACAACUUGUUUUCAGGAUCUAUACCCUUAAACAUUGGUCAUGUUAUGACAAAACUCCAGGUCUUGGAUCUUUCUGGAAAUGCUUUUACAGGAUCUAUACCAUAUUCAAUAACAAGAGCGAAGCAGCUGUUGAGAUUGGACCUUUCAGACAAUCAUUUGUCUGGAAAGAUCCCUGAUUGGUGGUAUAGUUUGCAUCAACUCCAGGUCAUAGAUUUGUCAGGGAAUAAUCUUUCAGGCCGUAUUCCUCCUUCAAUAUGUUCACCACCUUCACUUUUUUGGUUGAGAUUGAGUAGCAAUAACCUUUCUGGAGAAGUUCCAAAUUCAUUGCGCAAUUGCAGAAACUUGCUUGCACUUGAUAUUGGAGGGAACAAAAUCAAUGGCACCAUACCCAAGUGGUUCGCAGAAAGUCUCUUAUCUUUGCAAAUGCUUAGAAUGACGGACAACAAAAUUGGUGGACACAUUCCAACACAGCUAUGCCAUCUUCCUAACCUUCAACUUCUCUAUCUUUCACGCAACAAUUUGAUAGGUUCUAUCCCUUCCUGCCUGGGAAGUUUGAAACUUCUGAAGUCCGUGAAAUCUUACAAGUGGGUUCCCAAUUACUACUACUUCAAUUAUGUUUUUACAUCCAAGAUGGAGUUGAUUAAGAAAGGAACAAAGAUGACAUACACCUUUACCUUAGAGCAAGUGAACCUUAUUGAUCUUUCCUGCAACAAUCUUAUUGGUGAAAUCCCGAGUGAGAUUACAAAUCUCUCAGCGUUGGGCACUCUGAAUUUAUCUUGGAACCAAUUGUCAGGAAGAAUUCCAGAGGACAUAGGGAGGAUGCAGAUAUUGGAGACACUAGACCUUUCCUCUAACCAUCUCUCAGGUUCUAUCCCGUUAAGUAUGGCAUCCAUCACUUCAUUGAGCCACCUUAACUUGUCACAUAACAACCUUCAUGGCCCAAUCCCAACAACAAACCAAUUUGCAACCUUUACUGAUCCUUCAUGUUUCGAAGGUAAUCCAGAACUUUGUGGGAAACCAUUGAUGAAGGAUUGCCCUCAAGCCAAGAAAAAUGAAACGGAUAGGAAAUUUGAAGAAGAUGAUGAUGAGCAAGAAAUAAGGCUAUUUUUCUUAAUGGGCGCGGGAGUGGGAUUUGUUUUAUCAUUUUUGGUGACAUUUAUCAGCUUGAUGAAAAAGAAGUCGUGGGCAUACUGGUGCUUCCAUGUCAUGGAGGAAGUUGGAGAAAGAAUUAUCAUGUGCUUUUUGGCCUUCGUGACUUGCUUGAACAGGAUUUUUAGCAUCAGAAGGAUCCGUAGUAUUUAUUAA